Molecule: messenger RNA, 711 nt
Organism: Seminavis robusta
Lineage: Eukaryota; Bacillariophyta; Bacillariophyceae; Naviculales; Naviculaceae
Source: the annotation of a GenBank genome assembly
AUGCCACCCACACCACUUCCACAUGACGCUUUGCUGGCCAUUCAGCAGCUCCUAGCGGACAAACAAUUUGCUAGGGUCGAGACUACAGUGCGAGCUUUGCUGGAAACGUAUCCGAAUGACUUGAAUCUGCUUUCGUACUUGGAUCAAGCGCUCUACGGACUCCAGAAACCUCCCGAGGAACUGGACGAACUCAAGACGCAGAUUGUCAAGGCGUGGACGGAUGGCUACCGUUCGCUGUGGGAAUCUCAAGGCCGACCCAAGAAGUUGUCGUCUUGGGCUCGAGCCCAAGGCGAAAGCGAGAAGUACUCGCAGAUUAUCGUGAACGAGUACUACAUCCCAGAAGAUAGUGGUGGUAUCAUUGCCUAUUUCAAGGUCCUGGCGUAUCCCAAAUCAGACGGCAACAAACAACGACAACCGCUCCCCCGCUUGUUCAAAGUGGAAACGUCGGCUAUUGCUCUUGAGCUUGGUGGCAGCCGUCCUUAUGUGCUGCGUGAGUAUUUCGUCACGGGCGGUGGGGGCACCACGAGUUACAGCUUUUCCAAAGAAGAGCUGCGUUGUGAAAAGAUCAUGUCGGAUGCCGUUGCGUUCUUGGACUCGAAUUGGACUCAUGUCGCUACCAUCAUCCCCAUGACUGCUCCUAUUGGGCCUGCAAAUGUAAGCAAUGACGGCUGCUUCUCAAGCUUUAUGAAGCACUGUGGAUUGAACAAAUAA